AUGAUGGUUCCUACUCGUAUUCGUUAUCUUGACUGGCUUGAUCGUUGUCAAUUACCAUCAUUACCACCUGAAAUAUGGUCACUUAUAUUUUCCUAUUUGUCUAUUAAAGAUUUAAAAACGAUUCGUCUCGUAUCAAAAUUAUUUUAUUCAUGUUGUACAUGUGAUAAUUUUUGGUUUAAUAUUAUAUUUAAUGUUGAUAAAUGGGAACAAUCUUCAUUGUCAUCGACUAAUAAAAAUUAUAAAUUAUGGUUAAAACAAUAUACGUUAAAAGUAAUUCGUACAUCAAAUAUUAAAUUGGUGACAUCACAUUCAUUCAUGAAAACAUUAAAACAUUACAAUAAACAAUUGAAAUCAAUUUAUAUUCUACCAGCAAAUUCAACAAUAACAUUGGUGAAAUCAACUAAAAAACGUCGUUUAACAAUAAUGAUGAAGCCAGAAUCACCACCAAUUAAUGCUCUUAAAUUCAAAAAUGUAUCAAUUGAAAAUAUUCAUCAUUAUGAAAAAGAACAAUUAGAAUGGAUGUUAUCAAAAACUGUAAAACAUUUAAAACUAACGUAUACAUUUUCGCCAAGUGAACCACCUAUGACAUUUUUAUACAAAUUAGAAAAACUGAAAAAUUUAACGGUGAUAUUUGUGCAUAAUUUUUCAACAUUAGUUAUUGGACAACAACAUCAUCAUAAUUUUUACAAUUUUCAUCAAUCUUUUGAUGCCUAUGCGUUAAUGAAUUUAAAUACAAUGUUUGAUAUUCUACAAAUUAUAUUCAAAAUAACCAGGUGUGACAAUACUUUAAUUUUUAGUUUUAAACAUGGUUAUUACUCAUUGUUGAUAUUUUGUGGAUGGUUUACACAUCAUUUAAGAGAUAGUAAUCGGCGAGGUUUAACAUUCGAACCAUUGAUACAAACACAACCAAUUAAAGAUUAUAUACUAAUUAUGAUUGUAUCACUUGAAGCUGGAGAAACUAUUGUUGAUCACAACAUCUGUGUUGUUUUACGUCAUUGUUACGGAAAAUUUGAUGUAUUUAAACAAUUUGUUAAAAAUUUAAAAUCAAUCACAUAUUUUGAUUGUUCUACUCUUCAAUUAACUCAUUUUGAUCCAAUUGACACUAAUCCCGCAUUAUCCAUUCCAUCAACGAUCGCCGUAUGGGAUAUUUCAUCAAGAUUAAUGGAUCUGUUCAACAAUUCUUCUUUGGAACAAUCAAAUGUAUCAUUAAAAUCGUUAGCAAUUACAAAUUUUAAUCUAAAUGACAUCGAUAUUUUGGAAACAUUUUUGACAAAAUUUUACUCAUUAACAAUAGUGUGUAUCGCUUUGUCUUCCAUCGGUUGGUAUGAUCCAAUAUCUGAUAAUAUAUUUUAUGAUCGAUUGGAUAAAUUAAUCGAAGCAAUCCUCAAAUCCACUCAACAAAAUAACCGAUUGAUUAUUCAUAUUCAUGUUGAAAAUAAUUCUAUUUUAAAUACAAGAAAUAUUAUCGAUGAUUAUUUGAGACAAUUUGAAUAUGAUCAACAAUCAAAAAUAAAAUUAUUUAUUUUGGCUAAUAACUAUAAAAGUUGUUUUCGUUACGAAACUAUUAUUUAA
Molecule: messenger RNA, 1572 nt
Organism: Didymodactylos carnosus
Lineage: Eukaryota; Metazoa; Rotifera; Eurotatoria; Philodinida; Philodinidae
Source: the annotation of a GenBank genome assembly